Messenger RNA from Acomys russatus (golden spiny mouse), 678 nucleotides. It is a transcript of the gene Tmem187, whose product is annotated as transmembrane protein 187. NCBI's taxonomy places the organism in Eukaryota, Metazoa, Chordata, Mammalia, Rodentia, Muridae. The record is from RefSeq and is a predicted model, not a curated record. Gene Ontology annotation, cellular component: transport vesicle.
AUGGGUAUUUUCAACAGCCUCUUUGUAGAAGCGGCCUAUGAGUACUUGGCUGAAGCACCAGUGGCCAGCCUGCCCAUGGCCUUCAACUCAAUUAUAAACAUGGCCUCCAUGCUCCUGGGAGUGUACUGGCUUUAAAGAAAUGCAAGCACCCCUGGCUGUCCCAUAGAGCUGCAGAGGGCUAAUUACCUGACGGAUGUCUUUGGCAGCAUGGCCUUGGUCUAUGGUCCUGUUUUGUGGCCGUGGGCCUGCAUCCAGACAUACCCCACUGCCAUGGCUCCUUUGCCCACUUUUGCAUGGCUAGUGGCCUAGUGCUUCCCCCAGAGAGGAUGGAGGCCCUGGUUGUUGCUUGUUGAGUGUCUGUCUCUAUCAAGUUACAACCUUGAGGACAAGGCACAGGGCUUUGGGGUAGCAUUGGGUGCUCAUGAAGUAGCAGCUAUUCGAGAAGCCUUGUGCACCCACAAGCAGAACGGUGGUAUCUCCGUAGCCACCUCCUGAGCUUUGGACCUGCUCUCUUGCCUGGGUUCUGAAGUUCUCAAGCUGUGUGACCAUCAGCUUUUACAGUAGCAUCCGACCCAGCAACUCACGGGCCACUUCUGGUCUAAGGUCUGUCAUGUUCUCCAGCUCCACUUUGCAUUUUUGUUUCUGACAAACUUAAACAAAUGGCCAAGACUGUCCUAA